Periconia digitata is the source of this 1803-nucleotide messenger RNA. Lineage: Eukaryota; Fungi; Ascomycota; Dothideomycetes; Pleosporales; Periconiaceae. The record is from the annotation of a GenBank genome assembly.
UAAUAUGGCUCCACGAACCCUCCAACCCCAAGCGCUGGCGCUGGCCAUGGUUCCGACUGUUGUCUCGACGCUCAUAGUCGCGAUGCGCAUCUGGCGGCGAAUUGUAACACGAAAAUUCGGGAUCGAAGAUGUGCUGCUUAUUAUUGCGCAAUUGCUGAUCAUUGUGUUGAUGGUCACUACCUGGGUUUCCUUCAAACUCUCUUGGUACGGAUAUCAUUACUACGACAUCCCCCCCGGCGCAAUCAAUAUCAGCCUCUAUCAGAAAUGGGGUUUCGCCAACGCUGUCGUAUACAACCCAAUCCUCGGAUUGAUCAAAGCCUCCUUCCUCAUCACCCUCCUCAAGCUCCGCUCCCCAAACAAACGCAUAACGCUCGCCCUGCGCACGCUCUUCGUAAUAAACGCCUGCUUCACCAUUGCCGCUCCAUUGACCUGCGCCUUCCAAUGUACACCGGUCCGCAAAUUCUGGAACCGCAGCAUGCCGGGGAGAUGCCUCGACGCGCAAGCAUACACCUACGGCACCAUCAGCGUGGUCCUCGCCACCGACGUUGCGGUCCUCAUCAUGCCGACCUGGAUUCUAUAUAACAUUCAGAUGCCCCGUAUACGCAAGAUGCUGUAUAUUUCAUUUAUGAGCUUUGGGAUCGCGUUUACCGGUAUUGGCGCGUUUAGGCUGUAUGUCUUUAUCCAACUUUACACUGCGAAAGCUAUGAAUCCGGAUAAUACGUAUGCCAUGCGGCAAGGGUUGUCGAAUGUCGAGGUCAGCAUUGCGGCGAUUGGAGCGUGCGGUGGGACUGUGAAGUGGAUGCUAGGCCGGUGCAUUCCGUUUUUCGAUGACGAGGAUUCACCUAGGUUGAGUAAGUUUCGCGGGAGUGAGGGUUCGAAUGAAGGGGUUGGAAGUGGUAGUGGGAACGGUGUGAACGGCGGGAGGAGUGUGGGGACGAGGAGUUGGAGAAAUUGGGGACGGAGGUCCGGCAAUAGUACAAUGGUUUCAAGAGGGGAUGAGGACGAGGUUGUCGGACCGCCGCCGGUUGUUUGGAAAAAGGUCGAGACUAGGAAACGAGACAGAGUCAAGGAGAAGAAACAGGAAAGUGAUAACGGCAGGGAUGUGGAGAUGCAGGGCAGCGGCGGGCAUUCGAAUCUAACAGCAAGCACGACUACUUAUGCAGAGUCGAGGAGAGAAAGGAAACCGAGGGAAGGGGUUUAAUCGUUCUUGUUAGUACAGCUUUAUAUCCCUCUGUUUAAUUUUAGCAUAGCGUUUUCCAUGUUUGAGAAGAUCCCAUUGCCAGAACUCGUGUCGUCAUUGCGAAUACUUAGCUCACGCACGAACGAUCCCUUUCACCUCCAACCUUACCAGAUCAAAACUUCUUCUAUACGGUUCUCAAACCCCACGAGGAAGCUUAAGCCGCCACCAAGACCCACCGACGGCAUGAUGCUGAGUAGGCUGCAAAACCGCAACAAUGUGCUCAUACCGUAUACUCUCGGCCCUGCUCCGCGCAUACAGAUGCGCUUUCUUCAAAGCGCUCUUGAUCUGUCGACCAUUCCACGGAUACUUAGCUAGAGACUCGAACUGCGCCUCCACCACUACUGAAUGCUCUGCUCUGGUUCCUCCAAAUCUCAGACAUUUCAUUAUCCGAUAGCAAUUUCCUUUCUUUUUUUUUGCUCAGUGGUCCUUAAAUAACGAAUGCGAGAUGCAUCCACAAUCGUAAAAACCCAAAUCGAUCAACUCACGACUCCCCCGGAAAAUUUCUAUAUACAAUUUUACCAACUUCUUUACCAUUCCUCUCAGAGCUGCCUACCUUCGUAAUA